This is a messenger RNA of Cladophialophora carrionii CBS 160.54, 1416 nucleotides long. RefSeq lists its product as uncharacterized. Gene Ontology annotation, biological process: regulation of transcription by RNA polymerase II. The record is from RefSeq and is a predicted model, not a curated record. Bases 1 to 1416 code for a protein of 471 amino acids. Lineage: Eukaryota; Fungi; Ascomycota; Eurotiomycetes; Chaetothyriales; Herpotrichiellaceae. Gene Ontology annotation, molecular function: zinc ion binding; DNA-binding transcription factor activity, RNA polymerase II-specific. The transcript has 2 exons.
AUGUCUACAGACGCCCUCAGGCUCAGUCUAGGGCCUCGCAAGACGCAUCGAAAGAGUAAGAGCGGUUGCAGGACGUGCAAACAGAGAAAGAUCAAAUGCGACGAGACCAGGCCGAUAUGCAACAAUUGUACGCGCAGAUAUGGGAAGGACGAUGCAGCCCUUUGUAACUAUGGGCAUGGGCGAAGACACCAGUCUUCUUCGGUUGUAUUGACAGUGUCCUCACGACCCUCACGAUCAUCACGAUCAAGUCGACCUAAGCAUUCAAGGUCAGGAUCCGACGAGGAGAGUUCCGAACUCCUCGAGGGGCUGUCGAACGACGUUCUGGGUAUCGCCAUGCUAGACGAGCACUUAUUGUCGUCGAUAGCCCCGGACUCGGCAUCCAGCGCAGACCUUGUGGCACCAGAUGAUAUGCCGUGGUCAGGUCUUUCAAGUGGGACCACCAACUUGAACAUUACCGAUUUUCGGACUCCUACUCGUCUACGCUCCCUGAUAGCCUGUGAAUCCCCUUCACAGUCCCAGCCGCAGUCGGAGUUAGAACUUUUCCAGCAUUUCAUGUCCUCCACAUGCAACACGAUGCCGUUGAUCGAGGAUCCGGAAAUACGCCACUUAUGGACGGUUAAAGUCCCGCAGAUGGCUUUGCGGUGUCCAUUUCUGCUGGAAUCAGUGGCAAUGAUCGCAGCCUUCUAUCUCAGGUCCCCGACACCGAGUGACGAAAGGCUGGUCGUCCAAUCACACCAUUUCUAUGGACUCGCUCUACGAAGUACCAGAGAGGAAUUAAGCCGGGUCUCACAGUUCACUGCUGAACAGCUUGUCAUCUCGUCAUUUCUGCUAAGCAUCGCUUCGUGGCGCUUUCGGACGGGCUCGACAGAGUCAUAUGCCGUGCCGAACGAAGCGUUUCAGACCUCAAUUGCCGCAGUGCAGGUCUAUCUGAGCACCUGGUCGUGGCUGGAGAGUGUCCAGUCCACGGUGCACAAGUUUUUCAGCUCACUGGAUCUUACUAGGAAGUGGAGCGAGGUCCACAACAAAAAACGGUACAGCGACGCCGUGGCCAUGCUCGACGGAUUGGACGACAUGAACUCCAAAGACACGAACGAGCAAGAGCUGAUUCGGCAUCUCAUGGCGGUGCACUCCUGCCUCUACCAAACAGGGUCCAAGGAUGCGAUCCGCCACCGGUUGGUGCAAACCGCGCUCAACCCUCCGCAGUGUUUGACCCAGGGUCUCCAAGAUAAGAACCCCCUAGCUCUGGCCGUCUGGGCACGCAUCAUGUCUCUCUGGACGGAAGUCGAGGGAACCUGGUGGACUAGCGACAUCGCGAAGUACGAAAUGAGUGGCAUCCAGCAUGUGUUUGAAGAUUGUGGGUACGACGACGAGCUGCUGAAUUGGCCACUGGCGCGAUUUGCACGGGAAGGAGAAUGA